UAUUUCAUCAUAAGGAAAUAUCAUCCAAAAUAUUGUCAUUCAGCAUGUGGUGAAAUAAGAUGGCGAACAAGGGCCGAGAUGGAGACGGCGUAGACUCCAUCAGCUCUCUGCCUGAUGAGCUCCUACAACACAUCCUCUCUUCUCUUAAAACCGCAACUGCCGUCAAGACUUCCACCUUGUCCAAACGAUGGAGGCAUGUAUGGUCUGGUACACCUUCUCUCUACCUCGUUUGGAACGGGCAUAAUUUUAAAGUUGAUUCGAUGAACAAAACCCUAGCUCGCUACACGGCUCACAAGAUGACGAGUUUUCAUCUCUAUGCCGAUAACAUUAACAGGUCCAUCGAGUCUCCUGACAUUAACAGGUCCAUAGAGUUCGCCAUGUCCAAGAAUGUGGAGAAUAUGUUGCUGGAUAUACGUUAUUAUAGGUAUAACUUACCUGAGUUCUUGUACUUCAGUUCCACUAUCAAACAACUCACACUUUCGGUACACAACUACUACUCUGAUAUGAAGGUUCCCACAAGCUCAGUGUCUUGGACAUCUCUGAAGAAACUGUCACUGUUUUGUUGCAAUUUUUCUGAGGAGUGCAUGGCUAGGAUUCUAUCUGGUAGUCCGAUUCUCGAACGCCUAAGGUUGGACUUUUGCAGUGAGCUGAAGGUUAUUGAUGUCAGCAAAUCUCUAAGUCUGAGAACAUUGGAAGCAACCAUUAGUGCUGCGGGAAUCCAAAUUGUGGCACCACAUAUCCGUUGUCUCAGAUUGAAAAGCUGCUUGUAUCAAUGUACUUUAGUUGAUGUCUCUUCUUUAACCGAAGCUAACCUAGAGAUUAGCGUAAUGUCAACUGAAAUACUGACGGAUGGUUUUCCUCAAGUUAUUAUGCAAAAGAUGGUAGAGAAGUUGCAGAACGUAGAGACACUUACCUUUGGGCCUAACCUUCUUAAGAUAUUAUCUGUUGCCGAGCUCCAUCAUCUUCCUUUUCCGAGCUUCAAGGUUAAAGAUUUGACGCUUGAGACAACGAUCUCUCAAGAUGUAAUUCCUGGCUUAGUAACGGUGCUAGAAAACUCACCUCAGCUGAAGAAGCUAACAGUGCAACCAAAGCUCGUUAAUGGCACCCUACUGGGGAAGUCUCUUGACGACUUGUUGGAUGUGCAUGGCUUGAUAUAUUCGGAUCAACGCUGGAGGUCGGAAGCGAUGGUCUUUCCAAAGAUUUUGACUUGGGAUGUUGAGCCAAAGCAUGUGGUUUCAUUCAUAAAACUUAUUCUCAAAACCACAAAAACAUUAGAGAAGAUGGUCUUAGGGUUGGGAUAUUAUCUUCAAGGAAGACAAGUUGAAGAGUUUCUUGAGAUGGUUCCAAUGCUUUGCCAAGACAACAAUGUCUCCAUCUCAAACAAGUUGAAUCAGAGGGGUUUAGUAUCAACAACAGUCUAUCAAGUCCACUCUGGACUUAUUCUAGGAUGGCGAAAACCUUGCCCCUCCUUUGUUAAAUGCAAUAUUGGUUCGUCAUGGCUAGACGCCAAUCGGAACUGUGGAGCGGCGUGGAUGGUGCGUGAUCACAUGGGACAACCUCUGGUUCAUGGACGUCGGUCAUACUCCAUGGUUGCAUCUAGUGUGGAGGCAGACCUUCUAAGCUUCCGGUGGGCUAUAGAAUGUUUGGCAACUAGUCAUUUUGAUGCAGUUGUCUUUGAAUCGCCCUCUUAUAUUGCAGGGGAGGCAAUCUUGCAUCCAGAGUCCUUUCCUCAGUACGGAGCUAUGCUCAACUCCAUACGGAGACAGCUGGAAAGCUUCAGGCUCUGGAGCAUUGCUUUCGUUCGUAAGGAAGGUAACCUCUGUGUGGAUGCAAUUGCUCUCAGUGUUACCCGUGAUCAUCGUUAUCAGUCCUACAUAGGGCGUGCUGGACCGUCGUGGCUUAACCAAUUGAUCCAAGCAGAAGCAGCUGCAGCCACUAACCCGGACUAA
This is a messenger RNA of Brassica rapa (field mustard), 1949 nucleotides long. RefSeq names its product putative F-box/LRR-repeat protein At3g18150. Gene Ontology annotation, molecular function: nucleic acid binding; RNA-DNA hybrid ribonuclease activity; protein binding. NCBI's taxonomy places the organism in Eukaryota, Viridiplantae, Streptophyta, Magnoliopsida, Brassicales, Brassicaceae. The record is from RefSeq and is a predicted model, not a curated record.